UAGAAGAAACACUUAGAUAGCAUUCAUUUUAGAAGCAAGAGGAAGAACAGCCUCAAACAGCCAAAAUCAGUGUAAAAACACAAUCUUUAAUGCUUUGAGGCAGUACUGGACCAAAACCCAAAUCCAAAAUGUCGAAUCGCGACCUUACUGAUUCCGAACACGACGAGGAAACUCCUAAUUCUUCAACUACCGACUCAAAGAGGAAGCUCAGAAGUUCCAUGAAUUGCAGAAGCGUCAAGGAUGUGCCGGAGUAUGAGAAACAGAGGAUUUCUAGGAUCACCGAGAACAAGAAGAGAAUGGAGGCCCUUGGAUUGGCCAAAUUGGCGACCUCAUUUUUGGAUUCCUCCAAAAAUUUGAGGAAGACUGAUAGAAAGGGGAAGCGGAAACUGGGGGAAGCUGCCGAUGAAGAUUAUGAGCCUGGCCAGGAUUCUUCAAGUUCUGAAGAUGAGGAUGACUCGGAGGAAGAGGAUGAAGAGUUUGGAAGUGGGAAAGUUUCUGGGUCUCGUGGAACGAAGGGAAAGAAUAGAGGAUCAGAAACAAAAAGGAAAGUUUCUGUCAAGAAAUCAAACAACUUUGACCAUCAAGAUGAUGAUGAUGCAUUACAACAGGCAAUCAAACUUUCACUUCAAGAUUCUGGCGAAAAUUUAGAUGCACAGGUUCAAGGUCCUUUUGAAAAUGUUAGAAGGAAAAAGAUGAAGAAUCAGGAAGCGAGAGGAAAUAUGAAGAGAAAAGGAUUGUUCACUAGUCGGAUGCAUAUGAAUGAGGAUGAACUUAUCAUGAACUUCUACUGUUUUGAUGAGUCGUGGAAAGGGGGCAUUACUGUUAGUGACUUGAAAAGAGUGGCAGCUGCUCAUGAUUUUACUUGGUCUGAGAUAGAAUUAAGGGAUAUGAUUGAUUGCUUUGACAAUGAUGGAGAUGGGAGGUUAACUCUGGAUGAUUUUCGGAGAAUUGCUGGUCGAUGUAACAUGAUAAAAGAGUCCAUCACAUGAUGGAACCGGAGAAUGAUAGACUGGUGCACCAAUGUGUGAAGAUAGCAAAUUCAGGUACGCUCUUUAUCCAGCUAUUGAGAAGCAAAUUAUGAGGAUUGUUGCAAAGAGCAUCAAAACUCUCUUGUAGGAAGAAAAAACCCUAACGAUCGUCAUAAGAUGAGGGAGAAUAAUGGCUCUGGUCAACAACAAUAUCUGAUCAUGAUUUUGUUGAAUUCCAAAAUAUGAUAGAAAGCAUUUGAACUUGUCAUCAUAAUGUAAAACUCUGACCCAUGUGUUUCAAGCUUGGGGAUCUGUCUUCUAAUUUUGAAACUCAAGGAAAAUAUGCAUGAUUGCAUUUGGUUCUUGUCAA
Molecule: messenger RNA, 1338 nt
Organism: Cucumis melo (muskmelon)
Lineage: Eukaryota; Viridiplantae; Streptophyta; Magnoliopsida; Cucurbitales; Cucurbitaceae
Exons: 6
Coding region: 129-989 (286 amino acids)
Molecular function (GO): calcium ion binding
Source: RefSeq, a predicted model, not a curated record